AAAAUCCUAAAAAUAAUACAAAAUAAAAGCUCAAUAGAGUAAGAGAUAAGAACAAUCUUUUAUAUUAAAAUGUAUGCCACGGUGGUGCUGAUUGUAAAGAAAUUCAAUAUGGAUGGGAGUUGUUUCUACCCAAAUACUCUCCAUGAUCACGCUUCUUAUGCUUUCAACACCUACUACCAGAACAACCCUAUUCCAAAUAGCUGUAAUUUUGCAGGAACUGCACUUCUCACCAGCACUAAUCCAAGUACGGAAACUUGCCAGUAUCCCUCAACAAGCAGGGGUUCAUCUGUGCUAGAUACAACAAAGCAAAAUGUUUCAACAGUUUUCGGGAUGGGGCCACCUGGACCUUCUAGUUUGGCAUAACCACUGGAUAACAAAGUUGCAUAUCUUACCAUAUCAGUGUGUUUUAUAGUACUCCCGCUAAGAUGUUAUAGAACAAUCUUUUAUAUUAAAAUGUAUGCGUACGUUGAAAUUGGGUCGUACAUAUAUUUAAAUGUAGUACGUGCACUUUGGUUUUGGGAUAUAUACAAAACAACAGUUAUUUUUUUUAUAUUUGUUAUACAGGUUGCGAUAUUA
Messenger RNA from Spinacia oleracea (spinach), 576 nucleotides. Its product is annotated as PLASMODESMATA CALLOSE-BINDING PROTEIN 2-like. The transcript is spliced from 3 exons. Lineage: Eukaryota; Viridiplantae; Streptophyta; Magnoliopsida; Caryophyllales; Amaranthaceae. The coding region runs from base 70 to 363 and encodes 97 amino acids. The record is from RefSeq and is a predicted model, not a curated record.